GAUCCAGUCAUUCGGACUUGUCAUCUACAUUGCUGAUCAGCGUAGCCAAUUUUGAUUCAAAGACAUUGAAAAAUUUGUAUCAUGUCUCUGCAAGAGUCAGGUUCUGGCGGUUUAGUUGUCACGGAGGAGCUUCAAAAUCUUCUCCAACGCCCUGGUUACAUCCGAACGUCAGCGGGAGGACAAAGAAUACGAGACAUCUACGUUACGUUAUCUGCGAAGUUCAAUGCACGUUUAUUGAACCCAUUCGCGCAGGCGUGUUACUGGGGAAACCUGGAAGUUGUUAUUCGGGCCGUUGAACUCGGCCAAGCGCCCGAUCUUACUAGUGCUGAAACACCUUUCAAGUUCGGGUAUGCCACACUCGUGGUGGCAGGUGCACAAAGAACCGUUCUUGCUCCUGGCGGGAUGCGGCACACCGAUACCUUGAAAUAUCUUCUAAAUAAAGGGUGUCCUCCAGACGUUGAAGACAUCGUAGGAUAUACCGCGCUCCAUCAUGCAACUCAGAAGAUGUACCAGCCGGAACUGGCUCGCCUUCUGCUGGAAAAUGGAGCAAACGUCAACCAUCGAAACAGAUACGGUGAAGUGCCGAUAUUUGGCUGCUUCCAGACGGAGAUUAUUGGUGCCAUCGAACUUCUUAUGGAAUUUGGAACCGAUCUCGAUACCCCCGACGCCCAGGGCUUAACCCCAGCAAAGUUCUUCUUGCAAUGUGGGCCCAGAGUGACCGCGGCGGUGACAAAGUGGCUUCGCAAACGUCGCGGCGAAGAAGCUCCAUUGGACGAGAAGAAGUGUAAUUCAUGUGGGAAGGCCGACACUAGUCUGAAACAAUGCGCCAAAUGCCAUGCCGCUCGAUAUUGCUCCACUGAAUGCCAAAGAAGACACUGGCCAACACAUAAGCUGACCUGUCGGCCAUUCUCCACCGAGAACACAGUCAUCCUCAAACCGAUCUAUCGUGACGCUCCUGGUGCAACCCUCAUGUCACCCUCUGACCUCACUCGUAAGGCUCUCGGAAUGGAAACUCAACCAAGACCUGCCCGUAACUCGCGAUUCUCUCAUGCUCCGUCGACGUUCCCGAAAUCGAUGGUGAUCAAGGUCCAAGUACCCUAUGGCUUCGGCACUUCCGCAGAAAGUUCUAAAGGAGACCUUCUGAUCUACACUAAAAAGCGAGACUUCGUUUGCAUGGUGCAGUGGACCGACGAGCCUCAAGCCUACGACAGGAUCAGCCACGUCGUACGAACCAAGGGCGUUGGCGGUGCCAAAGCAUAUUUUCCGGCCGAGCUUAGGAGCGCAGACGUUCUGGUUGUGAAAGUCGACGAAGUGCUGGCAGAGCAACCGUUCUAGUUCAGUUCUUGGUGACUCUACAGUGGAGCUGGCACCUGUAUCUCGAUAUCUUCCUCCAUGCAGCUCGUUCAUUUCAGUCUUGACCGUUUCGGGCAGAUUGGAGUUUGGUCUCCGGUUGACCUGACAUCCGAAUCGUUCCAUUUAUACACUUGAGGCAUAAAUGUACCCCACUGAG
Somion occarium is the source of this 1510-nucleotide messenger RNA. NCBI's taxonomy places the organism in Eukaryota, Fungi, Basidiomycota, Agaricomycetes, Polyporales, Cerrenaceae. The record is from the annotation of a GenBank genome assembly.